AUGGGACACCCUAAGGUCACAGAAAGAUGCGUCCCGGGUCCCGUCCCUCAGAUAAGGACGCGACAGGUGAAGUCAGAUUCUUCAGGCACUACGACCACAGAGGAUACCACAACGACAGAGACUACAGUUGCAACUGCCACAACUGCCACCACGGCGGCAUCCAAGGAUGAAACCGCACAGAAGGAGACGACCAAGAAGACUCUAGCGGAUAUUCCAGACAAGGGCGUUCAUGGCUCUGCCACAAAGCCAAAGGGGGUCAGUCGUCGCGCCAGGUCUACGAAGACCACGAGCUCCUCAGCCAGGAGACGGAAGCUGGAAGCCACGGAAGAAUUAGCACGCAUGGAGCUAAAGCAAGCUCAAGCUGCAGCGAAGCUAGCACGCAUCAGAUUAGAGCUGGCACAAUGUGAAGAUGAGGACUCCAUGGAUGAAGACCAGGAAGACAGAACAGCACAGGUGCAGAACUGGAUCGAGACAUCAGUAAUGGAAGAAAACAACAUGGGAAAACACGAGCAACGAGGUCAGCACCCUCCAGAAGAGCCAAUUGUGAAGCCUGAAGAGAACUCCUCAACGAAAAAAGAUACGAGCGAAAUUCAAGCGCUGACGAGCAUUGAAGGAAGCCCUUACCACACGAGGAGGACCAGUGGACACUUCCUCGUCGACUGCCAGAAGUUCCAGAAGACGUCAAUACAAGAUCGAUGGGCAACAGUAAAGAAAAGUCACGUUUGCUUCAAAUGUCUUCAAGGAAAACAUCGAAAGGAGAGCUGCAAGAAACCACCAUGUAAGGAGUGCAAGAGGUGGCAUCAUCAUUUGCUGCACGUCGAACCAGAAAAUAGGACCUCGGGAGAGAAGAAGGCGGAAACACAAGAAGAAGUAGCAAGCGUCAUGACAUCAAGGCUUUGCGAGCCACAGCGAGGGUACUGCAGUUCUUACAACUCUACAGAAAAGGGGAGAAGGUCAACGUCUCAAAAAGAUCCCACCUGGAAAAUGACAAAAAGAAAAGGCACGAAGACUGUAGAGAAGCAACACAGAUCUUCAAAAACAAUAGAAAAGAAAUAUAUACCGAUGAACACCGAACUACUCGAGAAAGCUGAAACUCUUUUGCUGAAAAGAAGCCAAGACAACAGUUUCAGAGAAGACAUCAAGCGCCUUCAGCAAGGGAAGCAAUUAGAGGGCAGCAGUAAAUUGAAAAGGCUCGACGUAGUAUUGGAAGAGGGUCUCCUGGGACUAAAGGGACGCGAUACAGGGUGUGACCAGGGACUACAAACGACCCAUCGUGCUCGACAGUAA
Molecule: messenger RNA, 1287 nt
Organism: Parnassius apollo (apollo)
Lineage: Eukaryota; Metazoa; Arthropoda; Insecta; Lepidoptera; Papilionidae
Source: the annotation of a GenBank genome assembly